AAGGACCUAGUCAGCUCAAGUCCCUUGCAAUUCUUCGCGUCACAAAGCAGUCAGCUCUGUAAUCGUAACACACUAACACUCUGCAAGCGAUAGUGGAAACAAUUUUGGGGUAAAACUAGGGUCUGCGAAUCCGAUUCAAAGGUAAUACAAAAGAGUAAUGGAGCCGGCGAAGUUGAAUGAACUGAAGCAAUUCGUCGAACAGUGCAAAUCCAAUCCUUCUAUUCUCUCUAAUCCUUCUCUUUCCUUCUUCCGUGACUACAUUGAAAGUCUCGGUGGUAAACUUCCUCCGUCUGCUUACGACACUGGAGAUUACAAAGCGAAGUCUCAUGUGGUGGAUGAGAGUGAUGACGAGGUGGGUGAUGAUGAGAACGAUGCUCAUGCUAAAGGGGCGGUUGAAGAAGACGAGGAGCCUGAGAUAAUUGAAUCUGAUAUUGAGUUUGAUGAGAGUGACACUGUGGAACCUGACAAUGAUGAGCCACAAAAGAUGGGAGACCCUUCUGUUGAGGUGACCGAAGAAGCCCGCGAUGCUUCUCAAGAGUCCAAAGCUCAGGCCUUGGAAGCAAUUUCUGAAGGUAAGCUAGAAGAUGCAAUUGAGCAUCUUACAAAGGCAGUUCUCCUCAAUCCUACAUCAGCAAUUAUGUAUGCUGCUAGAGCUAGUGUGUAUAUCAAGAUGAAGAAGCCAAAUGCUGCCAUACGAGAUGCAAAUGCAGCGUUAGAGAUAAACCCAGAUUCUGCUAAAGUUUACAAAUCACGUGGCAUUGCACGUGCCAUGCUGGGAAAAUGGGAGGAAGCUGCUAAGGAUCUUCACUUGGCUUCAAAGCUGGACUAUGAUGAGGAAAUAAGUGCUGUGCUUAAGAAGGUUGAGCCAAAUGCACAUAGAAUUGAAGAACACCGCAGGAAGUAUGAUAGGCUGCGCAAAGAACGAAAAGAUAGAAAGAAUGAGUGUGAGAGACAACGAAGAAAGGCUGAAGCUCAGGCUGCUUAUGAGAAGGCCAAGAAGCAAGAAGAAUCCUCAUCAAAUAGGAGAGCUGGUGGCAUGCCUGGUGGCUUCCCUGGUGGAAUGCCAGGAGGGUUUCCUGGGGGCAUGCCCGGGGGUUUUCCUGGCAUGCCUGGUGGGUUUCCUGGGGGCAUGCCUGGUGGGUUUCCUGGGGGUAUGCCCGGUGGGUUUCCUGGGGGCAUGCCCGGGGGCUCUCCUGGGGCCAUGCCUGGUGGCUCUCCUGGGGCCAUGCCAGGGGGCUCUCCUGGGGCCAUGCCUGGAGGAAUGCCUGGUAACAUGGACUACAGUAAAAUACUGAAUGACCCUGAGUUAAUGGCGGCAUUCAAGGAUCCUGAUGUCAUGGCUGCCCUACAAGAUGUGAUGAAGAACCCUGCUAACUUGGCCAAGCAUCAGGCAAAUCCUAAAGUUGCUCCCAUUAUUGCGAAAAUGAUGAGCAAAUUUGCUGGAAGUAACUGAGAGUUUUUGGGCUUCUGUCAGUGAGAGUUUCUAGAUUUCGGUAUGGAGGUGUGAUUUUGUUGUAAACUUGGUUUCAUCGAGUACGCAGUGGGUCAUGACCCUAGAUUGUGUUCACUGCAAGUUUAGGUUCACAAUAGAUCUUGUGCAUUAUUGAUAGAAAGAAAUUGAUAUGCUUUUAUAGGCUCAGAAUUGCUAACUUUAGUCACUUGACUUGUUGCUAACGGUCAACUUCAAUUCUU
Nicotiana tabacum (common tobacco) is the source of this 1692-nucleotide messenger RNA. RefSeq names its product FAM10 family protein At4g22670. Gene Ontology annotation, cellular component: histone deacetylase complex. The record is from RefSeq and is a predicted model, not a curated record. Gene Ontology annotation, molecular function: Hsp70 protein binding; protein dimerization activity. NCBI's taxonomy places the organism in Eukaryota, Viridiplantae, Streptophyta, Magnoliopsida, Solanales, Solanaceae.